CAUCCUACCGUUCCUACCUACCACCUUGCCUGUUCCAUCAGUUAGUCAAUUAUUUUCAUCAAUUCUACUAGGUUUCUCGAUCGUUCCGAAGUCAUUCAGCAGAUUGCCUCCCAGAGCCACUGAGAGCUGAAUAGAGUCAGCGUGUAGGUGGGCUGCGUGGGAGUGGCACUACCAGUCAAUUGGCUGGCCCGUGCUUCCAUCUUCAGUUCAACUCGGAAAUCAUACAAAGAGAAAUGAAGCUAUCGACAUUCCGAAUGUUUUCAAUCCCUCGCUAUCUCACGUCCGCUAUCAUUGUUUCUAUCGGCGGGCUUCUCAAUGGCCUAGACACAGGUGUUAUAGGGCCAUUAACGGUAAUGCCUAGCUUUCUCGAGACAAUUGGGCACAUAUCGGCGUCAAUCCACGGGCUCAUCAUAUCCUCGGUGCUUCUCUCUGCAACAUUCGCAUCUUUGUUCUCAGGUAUACUGUCUGAUAGACUCGGCCGAACCCGACUCCUCGCCAUCGGUUCGUUUGUCUUUACAAUCGGUGUGACCAUGGAAGCGAGUGCUAGCCACCUUGCGGUUUUUCUCCUCGGACGCCUCGUCGCAGGAAUUGGGGAGGGGCUCUUUCUCAGCACAUUGGUAGUGUACAUCUGCGAGAUCUCACCCGCCAAAUACCGAGGGCCUCUAGCAUCCAUGGUACAGCUAUUCAUCACCAUUGGGCUCAUGGUGGGCUAUUUCAUGUGCUAUGGCACAGUUCUAGUGUUGUCGGCAUUCUCGUGGCGCUUUCCAUUAGCGAUUCAGGUCGGUCUUGCUGCCCUCUUAACAGUCCUAGCUACGUUUUAUCUCCCGGAGUCACCGAGAUGGCUGACCCACCGCGGUCGCCAUGUCGAGGCGGAAGCUGCCUGGGUGGCAUUGCAAGUUGGGGAUGUCGAUCGGGGAGGUGAUUUCUCUGAUGGACUGCAUUCUCAUCCUGAUGAGGGUACUAGUUCAGACGAGAAUCUGAGUAGAUGGGAACGCGCCAGGGGUCAAUAUCAUCUGGCUGUUCGAAAGCUGAAGCAGAUUAUGGGCCCCGGGUCACGGAGACAAGCGCUUCUUGGGAUAUUCGUCAUGUCGAUGCAGCAGCUUAGUGGCAUUGAUGGGAUUCUCUAUUACGCCCCCCUUCUAUUCCAACAAGCCGGACUAUCGUCCUCCAAGGCGUCGUUCUUCGCGUCCGGCGUCUCUGCCAUCCUCAUCUGCGUCAGCUCAAUCCCGGCGUUUCUAUUGACAGACAGGAUUGGACGUCGCGCCUCAACUUUAUACGGCGGGAUGGUGUUGGCCACGGUCAUGGCUACGAUUGGCUCUCUCUACGCCUCGGGAAGUGUGCACACGUCGUCAGGCGUGGGUAGAUGGGUGGUUAUCGUUGCGAUUUACGUCUUCUCGAUUACGUACUGUAUGACAUGGGCCCUCGGCAUCAAAGUCUUCGCUAGCGAAAUCCAACCCGUCCCAACAAGAGCCACGGUGACGAGUAUCGCGCAGAGUGCGAACUGCAUCACAAACUUCGCCGUCGCGUACAUCACCCCAGUCCUGUUGGACAAGUCGCCAUUCGGCAUAUACUUUCUUUUCUGUGGGUGUAUUCUCUCCACGGUGGGGGUUUGUGCGGUCUAUAUGCCCGAGACGAAGGGGAAGGCGAUGGAGAGUAUUUCAGGCGAGUUCCAGCACCACCAGAGACACUUGGUUGGGCUUGGGUCUGGGAUUCGAUUGAGGAAUUGGCGCGGUGCUCGCUGAAUUAGGGAACUGAAAACUUGAUGUGCCGAGAAUUUCCAAGAAGACCCCUUUCAAUCUAAGUAUAAC
Aspergillus steynii IBT 23096 is the source of this 1808-nucleotide messenger RNA. Its product is annotated as putative transporter. The record is from RefSeq and is a predicted model, not a curated record. Lineage: Eukaryota; Fungi; Ascomycota; Eurotiomycetes; Eurotiales; Aspergillaceae. Gene Ontology annotation, cellular component: membrane. Gene Ontology annotation, molecular function: carbohydrate:proton symporter activity. The transcript is spliced from 6 exons. The coding region runs from base 234 to 1742 and encodes 502 amino acids. Gene Ontology annotation, biological process: transmembrane transport; carbohydrate transport.